AUUUAACACAUAUCCUAUCUCUAUGAAUUCCGAACGAUAUCAAUGUCAGUCGUGUUGCAAAACUUAUUACCGUAGAUCAUAUUUUAACAGUAAAGCGAAUCGAAUUAUUAAAGGCAAUCAUUGACGCGGUUAUAUUAUAUCAGCAAAAAAUAAACCGACGCUGUAUGAUAACGAUUUCGUAUAAAAACCUCCUAACACAUUACAUAUCUUUCGAAAAAAGAAAGGGACGAAGUGUUAGUUAGAAACUCUUUUCGUGAAGGCUUUUUUUCAAAUAUUUCCAAAGAAGUUCUUUUUACAACGAUGGGACUUAUCGAUGACUAUGGGCUUUUCACUGGUACGAUCUGUCUCAUCUUUCUUUUGACCCUUAUAACGACGAUAUACAUCUAUAUGACGAGAAAAUUCGGUUAUUGGAAAAAACGCAACGUAUUGGAAAUAAAGCCUAUUCCAUUGUUUGGUAACUUUGCCGAUGGCUUUUUCAUGAAAAAAUGUCCUGGUGAAUUCAUAAAAACUUUUUACGACGAGUCAAGCGGAUUACCGUACAUGGGCUUUUACAUCUUCGAUAAGCCUUUCUUUUUGAUUCGCGAUCCCGAUCUUAUCAAGCACGUUCUCGUCAAAGACUUUGAUUAUUUCGCCGACAAGUAUUCUGAAACGGAUAUUGAAGAUCGACUCGGUUGGGCGAAUCUCUUCAUGAUAAAAAAUCCAGCAUGGAAAUUUCUUCGAUCGAAGUUAACGCCGUUUUUUACGAGUGGCAAAUUGAAGAAGAUGUUCGAUCUGAUGGUUUACAUUGGUAACGAUCUCGACGCGCAUUUAGAAUCUCUUUCGUUGAAAGGCAAAGGGAAAACGAUCGAUAUUAAGGAUAUCUGUGCGAAAUUCACGACCGAUCUAAUCGGCAUCACGGCUUAUGGCUUGAGAGUCAACUCGUUGAACGAUCCUAACGCGGAUUUUCGAAAAUGCGGUAAGAAAAUCUUCGAUUUCACUUGGUACCGCGGCUUCGAGAUUCUCACGAUGUUCCUGAUGCCGUCCUUGAUUAAAUUGGUAAAGCCGAAUUUCUUCGGAAAAGAGAAUUGCGAUUUCCUUCGAAGGGUUUUCUGGGAAAACAUCGAGCAUAGGAUAAGUACGGGAAUGAAGAAGAACGAUCUUAUCGAUCUUCUUAUCGAGUUGAAAACAAAUUACAAGGGACAAGAAUUUCAUGGAUUCAAAUUCGACGGGGACGAUUUGGUGGCUCAAGCAGCCGUAUUCUUCACCGGGGGCUUUGAAACUUCGUCGACGACCUUGGCCUUCUCGUUGUACGAGCUCGCCAUGCAUCCUGAAAUACAAACGAGAUUGAGAAAGGAAAUUCACGAGGCUCUCGCGAGCAACGACGAUCAACAGGUUACCUACGAUAUGGUCGUCUCCUUGCCUUAUCUGGAUAUGGUCGUCUCGGAGACCCUACGAAAAUAUCCGGUAUUUCCGUUCAUCGAACGAAUUACUGGACAUGAUUACAAAGUACCUGGUCAUGAUUUAACUUUGGAAAAGGGAACGCCAGUUUACAUAUCCAACAUGGGACUGCAUUACGAUUCACGAUACUUUCCCGAACCACACGUCUACAAUCCUGAAAGAUUCAUCGAAGAGAAUAAACAAAAUAUAAUACCGUAUACGUAUCUGCCUUUCGGCGAAGGCCCUCACAUGUGUAUCGGACUCCGGCUUGGUCUUUUGGAAUCUAAAUACGGUCUUAUACAGAUAUUAAGAAAAUACCGAGUUUCGCCAUGCGAGAAGACGCUCAUACCUAUGCGCUUAGAUCCCAAAGCAUUGACCAUUACGGCAUUGGGAGGAUUGUAUUUAAACAUAAGUGAACUUGAGAACUAUUGAUCAUUUCCUAUAUUUCAUAUUAUAAAUAUAUAUAAAUAUAUAAUAUCUGUUAGUACAUAUGUUGGGGAAAAAAAAAUAUAUUGCAAAUGAAAAAUUUUUAUUCUCGAAUUCUUCGGAUUUGUCCUCCUCGUUGUGCGUUUAGCAUUUGUCGAAAUAAAAAAUGAAUUUACAAUGAUUCGUAGAGAAAAAUUUCAACGAGACAAUAAGUAUUAAUAUUACUACUUUUUUCCCCGACAAUGCGAUAAGUAAUGUAUAAUUAGGAAAACUGCAAAGGAAGAACAUUGCUAUGUAAUUUUGUCUUGGUGGAAAUAUGCGUAUGAUGGAGCACUUUCGAUAACAUCCUACUUAACAUUUUUCUCUAAUCGUUCAUAGACAAUUAUAACUCUGACUAGCCAAUUAUUUUUAUCAAAGAGUAAAAAAAAGAAAGAAAAACGAAGCGAAAAAUAAAAGAAUCAAAAACGAUUAGAAAUUCCUCACUCGGAGGAAUAUGUGCGUUUUAUCGUAGAAAUACGUUCGAGAUGCAACGUGAUUCAAAUAUUAAAUCGAAAUAAAAUGAAUUAACAAAUAAA
Messenger RNA from Vespa crabro (European hornet), 2417 nucleotides. Its product is annotated as cytochrome P450 6k1-like. The coding region runs from base 301 to 1848 and encodes 515 amino acids. Lineage: Eukaryota; Metazoa; Arthropoda; Insecta; Hymenoptera; Vespidae. The record is from RefSeq and is a predicted model, not a curated record. Gene Ontology annotation, molecular function: monooxygenase activity; oxidoreductase activity, acting on paired donors, with incorporation or reduction of molecular oxygen; heme binding. The transcript is spliced from 5 exons.